UGCAGCGGGCAGUGCCAUGGCGGAGCGUGGGCAGCGGCUCCAGCCCACGACUCUGGCUCCACUGCCGAGGGAGCGCCGGAACUGCGGGUGGUACCCGGAGAACCUGCCUUCCAAGCCUCUCACAAAGCACAGCCGGCUGACACCCCGGGGCUUCUUGAGCAGCCGGCACUGGGUGUUUGUGAAAGAGGAUGACUUCAGGAAAGACCGCUCCCCACACCGGAGCCCCAAGGAUGCCUUUCUACCUCUUAUUCAUCACGGAACCCCCAAUGCUACCCCCAAGAAGAGGCAGAGCAGACUGCCCAAGGGGGCAACGCUGUUGCCUAAGCUUUCUCGGAAGGCAUUCCUGGAGGAAGGCGUUGCUGACUCGGCUCUGCACCCUCCGGCUUUGUACCAGCAGCUUAAAGAAGCCCUGCCAGCUGAGCUCUUACUGCAGGUUCUGGAGGUGCUGGACCCCGAGCGGAGGCUGGAGGACCUGUGGGCUGAUUGCCAGGAUACCAGGAAACCAAUGAAGGAACCCACAAAGCUCAUAGAAAAACGUGCUUCCCAAGUGUGCUUGCCCGAGAAGAUGCUGAUGUCGCGUUCAGGCCAGUGGCAUUGUGAAGAAAAGCCAAGCAAAGCGAACUCAAUCUACAGAAACAGUCUCCUCCAUGAUGGUAUACGCAGAGGAGUCAGUGACUUCUGCCACUGGGCCGCAGAUCUUGGAAGUUCGACCAUCCAGGAAGAGUUCGUCCUACAGCAGUUUGACAUGGACUAUCAGACCAGACGCAGCUGUGAUGUGCUUCACAGGCCGAGGCUAAACCCGGACAAACUCGGCAUCAAUGGACUGCCUUCACUGCGAGGACAUUGUGGGCGCUGGAGUGAACCUCGGUCCUCCGCAAGAGCAAAUCCCCAGAAGCUGAAGCGGGUGAAGAUGAGGUACGGAGCCUGGUAUCUGAACACCAACUUGUGGAAGAGGCAAAGAGUGGAUGAACCUUUGGUCGACCCCGAGGUCUCACACAAAGCUCAAGAGUCAAACUUUAAAAAGCAGCUUCAGGAGCGGGAGGAGCUGCUUGCAGGCCUGUGCAGGACGGCAGCCUUUAAGGACUUCGUUCUAAGCAGGGGCUACAGGAUGCCCAGGUUCCUUGAGAAGAUAUAUGUGGAGGAGAAAGGCAAAUCAGAAAAUAUUAAGACUCCUAAAAACCUCACGCAAACAGAGAGGAACCCUGGGAGAAGAUGAGUUAAAUACAGAACCCAACACAAAUGUCUUGCUAAACAGCUUUCCGAAUGCUUUGGUUUAUCGCUUUCUGUAUUAGUUUUAGUUACGUACAGCUGUGUAUGUCUGCAUGUGGGUAGGUGCACUUAAGUCUGGGAGCCCUCAGAGGCCAGAAGUGUCGAAUGCCCUGGAGCUGCAGUUCCAGAGGGCUGUGAGCCAUCAUGUGGGUGCUGGGGAUUGAAACUUGGUCUUCUGGAAGUGCAGGGAGCGCUCUCAAUGACUGGUCCAUCUAUCCAGCCUCCACUGACCAAUGUUUUGUUCACUUGUUUGGUUGGUUUGGGGGUUUGGCCUUCUUCAGGGAGAGUCUUGCUAUGUAGCCCCCAGUCUGACCUCUAAUUAGUCAUCCCCCUGUGUUAGCCUCUCAGGGGCUAGCGUUGCAGCUCUGCACCAACAUGCCUGGUGCACCAAAAAAUACAUUUUGUAUAUUUACCAACUAUGGGCUCAAUAUUUGCGUGUAGUCCUCUCACACUUUUGUGUUAUGGAAAUUACAUAAGUAUAUCAAUUCUUUGUAAAAAUAAAAUCAUAAGUAAAGUCACAAGUA
This is a messenger RNA of Apodemus sylvaticus (European woodmouse), 1793 nucleotides long. RefSeq names its product family with sequence similarity 47 member E (gene Fam47e). The record is from RefSeq and is a predicted model, not a curated record. Lineage: Eukaryota; Metazoa; Chordata; Mammalia; Rodentia; Muridae. The transcript has 9 exons. The coding region runs from base 17 to 1216 and encodes 399 amino acids.